Mugil cephalus (flathead mullet) is the source of this 13026-nucleotide messenger RNA. RefSeq names its product A-kinase anchor protein 13 (gene akap13a). Gene Ontology annotation, molecular function: guanyl-nucleotide exchange factor activity. The record is from RefSeq and is a predicted model, not a curated record. Gene Ontology annotation, biological process: regulation of Rho protein signal transduction. The transcript is spliced from 38 exons. Gene Ontology annotation, cellular component: plasma membrane. Lineage: Eukaryota; Metazoa; Chordata; Actinopteri; Mugiliformes; Mugilidae. Bases 585 to 8579 code for a protein of 2664 amino acids.
CAUACGAAGUACUUGUUACAUACUGGUUAUUUUCUUAAAAUGAGUUUGUGUGAAGCCUAUUCGAGGGCGUUUAAUUGUGAAAAGACGCUCAGAGGAUGUUAAUAAGUUGUCGCGAGCUUCUUCAUCCUGACGCCGAGGAGCAACUACGAUCACGACACGUUCUCGCUGAACAGGACAGUCAAAGUUUCACAAUAUUUCACACGAGCCUGUGCGCAGACGUUUAUAAAUAUAUAUGUUUUUAAACUCCCUCAAGUUGUUUUGGAGGCCUGCCUCUCGACCGUGACCUCCCGAGGAAACUCCCGUGGAAGAAGUGGAGCCCGUGAUAGUAGUCGGUCCUCGUGCAGACUCCUCCCUUUGAGUUGUCCUGGGAAACACUAACAACUGUAAGAAAAGUCAGUCCAGCUCCUCAACGAGGGACACUUCAGUUGGAGAAAAGCAGAAAAAAAAACAACAACUUUCAGCAAAAGACGUUUCGGCCUCGGCUCCAGAACUGUGCAACUUCAUCCAAUAGGAGGAUUAUUAUGCGUUCAAAAGCUUCUUCUUCUUCUCCUCACUGAGCAACAACUGCUGGAGUGUCCAGGGACAUGAAACUCAAUCCACAGCAAGCUCCAUUGUAUGGUCAUUGUGUUAUCUCAGUGCAGCUCGCCGACGAAGAGCUGCCUGCAGAUGAGGAGGGCGUGGACUACUUCCUGCUGUUUGCUGGCAGCACGCAGAGACACCUGACCAGCACCCUAAGGAGCAGUCAUGACAUCUUGCAGGUGCUAUGUCCCGCCCAUGACUGCUGUGAGGUGGUGUUGGUCACCUUGUGUUCAGUCACCCGAGGCGUCGCUGGAGACCCCGAGGACACAAAGCCCCGUCCGUGCCGGGUGGCUCCGCUGGCCGAGCAUCGAUUCAGCUUCGUCCAGGAUUUGGCUUUUGACAUGGCCCAGUUCCUGGUGAGCACAGCCGGCCGAACCGAUGGCCUUGACGGGGCGCUGCUGCUGGACGAGUGUCAGAUUCCCCUGCAAGAGUGUGAACGCCUGGACGAGAGCCUGGCGCUGGCCCUGCACCACCUUGUACUGCCUCCAGGAUGGAGCUUACUGGGGAACAAGCUAACCAACAGCACUGACCUGAAUCCUCAGGAGACUCUGCUGCAUUUCUCGGUGCGUCGGGGUCUCAUUCGGGUUACGCGCUUCCUGCUGCAGCAGCCUGGAGCCAGAGAAGCCCUCCGAUUGGCCAACAGACAAGGCUACACCCCAUCCACCGUUGCAGAAUUGCGUGGACACAAAUGCCUCCACGAGCUCCUCACAAAGGCUGAGGCAGACGCUGAGACGGACAGAGGAACUGAGGCUGUUCAGCAGGUCUCUGCAGACGCUAGGGUGUUUUGCCACCUCCCCAGGCUGAACACACACAGUCUGACGCUGAGCAUCCUCCCCGGCCGCGACACUCCGACCCUUCAGGAGAGCGUGGAGCAGCUGCUGCACUUGAUAUCCCACCUCCAUGCCAAGGGAGUUUCUGUGCUGGAACUGCCGUUCGAUUCUCUGCACACGGCUUCUGAAUGUCGUGAAGGCGUACAAGCAGAGCUAACGUGUCUGGAGCGACUCCACCAGACUGCUACAGCGACGGAGUUCCUGGAUAUAACAGCUGAAGGCAGCGUGGAAGAAGACUGUGCAGUGGAAAGCGGCAGCACCGUUGAAUGUGGACAUGACGAAACUGGGAACACAGAGAAUGACUCGAGUUUGUCUGUGAGUACUCCGGCAUUAGAAGUUCGGCCCCAGGAGCAUGGCCUCGGCCCCCCAGAAGACUGGGCGUGCCUCAUUUCGAACUCUGAAACAAAUUAUUGCCAAACAGAGGAGGGGGUAAAGGAACAGCUUGUUUCCACCCAGAGUUUGUGUGGCAGGAGUGAAGAAGCACAGCGUGAGACUGAAGGGAAAGGCGUCACUGUGGGAAUCUUGCCACCAGUAGGCUGUGGUAAACAGGCAGAGGAAACUGAUCGAGGAGAGGUUGUGGUCCGGGAAGGACAGGAGGCCAAGAAGGGAGAGGACAGAUCAGCGCAGGAAGCAGAGGACAGCACAGCCGGGAGGAGGGAGGUGGAGGAGGAGCAGACCAACUCUGAGUCAACAGAUCUAAUAGCGGCCAGUGGAGACGAGAACGCUUUACUCAUGGGCCAGUCUCCGUCUUCAGACUGCUCUGAGGUUUCCGACUCCUCUGACUCUGAAAUGAAGGAGUGCUCUCUGAAAGGAGAAAAAGUUCAGGAAGUAGAGCCAGAACUCUGCCAGGAUUUCUGCGACGGACUCUCUUCAGACAAGGAGAAGGUAGAGUGUGAAGAGUUAACAGACCUUGUAUCGACCCCAAGGGACCUUCCCAGCCCAGUGCUGAUAGUCAGCAGUGAUGUAAUCGCAGAGCCUGAAUCUGCUGUUCCCCUUCUCUUGAUAGAAGGCCUCCAUGAGGGGGAACCUCCACCAGACAUAAACAGCAAAGAACAAAACCAGGAAACAGCUGGUAAGGAUUACGCUACAGAGGAGCAGCGGGGCUUGGUUUCAGAGACCGGUUGUCAUUCUGGGAACUGUACUGGCACAGUCAGUGUUGAAGAGCUAGGCAGUGAACACGUAGAUGAAGCUUCUGGACACGGUAUUGAAAGCACCGGUUUGCCUAUGGAGGAACCUGAUAAUAUAGUUGAUUUAGAAACGACUGGCAACUCGAUAGAAGAUACAAGGACUGAACUGCUUGACUUUGAGUUACCACCAGAAAAGAUGCCAACGAAAGGACAUGCUGACUCCAUGGUCCGUGGCAUCUCCAGUGACGAUGACAGCAGCUUCAGAUCAGUUGGAAGCUCUACAACGGACAUAUUCCACCCCACUGAGGACAGUAGUUCAGUCGUGGAUCAGGACUUCCUUCAGACUAACAUCUCAGAACUGUCUUCAGGAGAAAACCAGAUUGAAGACCAACAUGAUCACAAACACAAUGAAAGCAAUGGACACUCCCUAAAUAUGGACACAGAGCUCCCUUUGGAGCCUGGCACUGGCUCUGUCACAGUGACAGACUGUACCCAGGAUGGCACUGACUCUCAAUCGCAACUGUCAACUGGCUUCCAGACAAAGGAGGCUUUGGAUCAAGAGGUGGUGGAGGAAGCGGCUCCAGAACUUUCCAAACAGGAUUUGUCACUAGAUCCAGUAUUAUCAGAAAGCAAGGACAAUCCAACGGUGGAGGUUGAUGGAAGUGAAUGUGGAGAGACCAACAGCUCUGACAUGAAUGUAGGGACUGGUCACUGUACGUCAGAGUUGGCCAGUGGUGUCCCACUUGAACCUGGUCCAUCUGGUGCAGAAGAGAACAACGUCAUUGGCCCAGUUGAGGAACGUCUUCAACUGACAGAGACCAGUGAUAAAUGUGUGGCGGAGGCAGCAGUGGAAGAGAGUGAAAAUGUGCAAUUGACAGUGCAGCAGUCGAAACAGGAUAAUUCAGAGAUGGCGUUAGAUGACGAUCAGAUCACUGAGAACCUGACCACUGAGGAUAAGACCGUUGAGAACCAGAGCACUGAGGAUCAGAUCACUGUGAAGCAGACCACUGAGGAUAAGACCGUUGAGAACCAGAGCACUGAGGGUCAGAGAACUGAGGAUCGGACCAUUGAGAACCAGAGCACUGAGGGUCAGAGUACUGAGGAUCAGACUAUUGAGAACCAGAGCACUGAGGAUCAGAUCAUUGAGAACCAGACCACGGAGGAUAAGACCAUUGAGAGCCAGAGCACUGAGGAUAAAAUCAUUGAGAACCAGACCACGGAGGAUAAGACCAUUGAGAGCCAGAGCACUGAGGAUAAAAUCAUUGAGGAUAAGACCAAUGAGAACCAGAACACUGAGGACCAUAGUACUGAGGACCAUAGUACUGAGGAUCAGAGUACUGAGGAUAAGAUCAUUGAGGCCCAUAGUACUGAGGAUCAGGGUACUGAGGAUCACAGUGCUGAGGAUCAGAUCACUGAAAACCAGACCACUGAGGAUAAGACUAUUGAGAGCCAGAGCACUGAGGAUCAGAUCACUGAAAACCAGACCACUGAGGAUAAGACCAUUGAGAACCAGAGCACUGAAAACCAGACCACUGAGGAUAAGACCAUUGAGGGCCAUAACACUGGGGAUCAGAGCACUGAGAACCAGACAGCUGAUGUCAUUGAGCUUUCAAAUACUGCAGAUGCAAAUACCCAGGAAGUAGAUCCACCUGCUUCCAACAGCGAACCACCCACAGAAGCUCAUACUGAAAAUCAGAUGACUCAUGACACAGUGGACGGAUUCUUGGGAAGCUGCAGCAGUCCAAUCCAAGAGGAGGAUGUCAUCAAGUCUGAAGACACUCUAAGUGAUGCAGGGGAGGAAGAAAACGGCUCAACAGAGGGAACAGGCGCGUCCACGAUACACCGAGACAGAGAGGCGUCGUUCCCUCAGCCUUGCAACACUCACCACUCAGGGUCUUCACCGUCCUCAGUGUUUCCCAGCAGAACCAGCAGUGCCACCAGCUGUCCAUCCUCGACUCACAGAGACUCCGGCAGUGACAUAGAGAGCCUCCUGAAUGCGGAGCCGGGAUAUGAAAGCGUCUUCAGAAAGAAUGAUGAGCCAGUGACAGGAGGAGACAGUGCCAGCGAGGUUUCCGUCUCCUGCUCUUCCACAGACGACACCGCCAGCGUCGGCCCGUCCAGCUCCAGCCCGGAGGGCAGCCAGGGCCUGAGCUGCAGCUGGAGCCCGGAGGAGGGCAUCCAGACUGGGGUUGCUGUCGCUGGAGGACUGGACAGUGGAGGAGGAGGAGGAGGAGCAGGAGAAGCUGAAGAAGAGGCCAAAGACAGAGUGACCGAGGUGCCGCUGCGUUCCUGUAUACUCCGGAGCAGCCUGCGCUCCCUGUCGCCUCCUCGCCGCCACAGCUGGGGACCUGGAAAGAACUACGGAGGAGACACAGAGAUGAACCAGAGGAGUUCCAUUCGUAGCCCUGGUGAGGGGAAGCCGGCCUUUCACAGGAGAAGUUACAGCCUGGAGGGACUCAGUGGGGUCCAAGAAGAGCUGAGGGGCCCCAUCACUCGGGGGCCGCGCAUCGUGGAGCCCAGCAGGAUGCCCCGGCAAGACAGCGACGACAGAGGCUCCCUGGUUUCUCUGACCGAGGAGCAGGAGGAGAGGGGGGAGUGUGGCAGACAGCACGACCCGAAAUCAAGGCGGUAUCGCCCUCUGCGACACAGCUGUCCUCCCAUGACCCUGCCUCUCACCAAGUCUGUAUCCAUGCUAGCCAUCAGCCAAAGAGACAUCGAUGGUCUGAGGUCGUAUUCCAGCCCGUCUGGGUCACUAGCGUACAGUAUAUCAGAGGAGGAGCCUGGGCCUCUUCGCAGCGACACUGAAGGAAAGGGCACGACGAAAGUCAGCCGGACCUUCAGCUACCUCAAGAACAAGAUGUACAAAAAAAACAGGGAAAAGGAGCGAGAGAAAAAGGACAAGGACAAGGACGGCAAGGAGAAGGACAAGAAGACUGUGAAUGGUCACCUCUUUACGUCGGUCAGCUCGAACCACGCUGCCCAGUGCUCCCAGUGCAAUAAAGCUUUCAACAACAAGGAGACUUUCUAUUGCACCUACUGCAAUGCUUCCGUCCACAAGGGCUGCAGGGACAGCCUGCCUGUUUGUGCCAAGGUGAAGAUGAAGUUGCCCAAGCAGCAGUGCACAGUGCCAGAUUCGAGCUCUAUUCCUGCAGUCACGAUGAGGAACAAAUCCGGUGGCACGAGGGAACGACCUUGGUCGGCCAUCUUGUCCCCCGAAGACCAUUCUUCCAUGGCAAUGCCAGCACCUCGAAGACACACCAGCAUCAUGGGUUUCCAUGGAAACAACCUCUCCAAGAGCCUCUCAAUAAGCAACAUUGCAGGUCCGGUGUUUGAUGAAAUACCCAUUAAAGGCCUGCGGUAUCUCUCCCAGUCCACCGACUCCCUCAACAGAACCAACCCGGUCACAGAAUCCAUGGAGUCGCUAACAGAUGAAGGGACGGAGAUGAUGGACGGGCAGCUGAUGGGGGAGUUUGAGGCGGAUGCCAAAGAGCUGGAAGCUGACUCGUGGAGUUUAGGAGUGGAGCAGCAGUACCUGCAGCAGCUGGACAGAGAGCUGGUGAAGAGACAAGAUGUCAUCUACGAGCUGAUGCAGACGGAGAUGCAUCACAUUCGCACGUUGCGCAUCAUGUCGGAAGUGUACAGCAAAGGCCUGCAUAAGGAGGUGCAACUGGAGCUGCAGACGUUGGAGAAGCUGUUCCCUGCUCUGGAUGAACUCCUGGAUUUCCACACGCAGCACCUCCUGCGCCUCCUGGAGAGGAAGAAGGAGAGCCAGCAGGAAGGAGGCUGCUUUGAGGGCAGCUUCCUCAUCAGCAGGAUAGGAGACGUCCUGGUCAGCCAGUUCUCAGGAUCCAACGGCGAAAGCAUGAAGAGGGUUUACGGGAGAUUCUGCAGCCGCCACAACGAAGCUGUCAACCUCUACAAAGACCUCCUGACCAAAGACAAACGCUUCAAAGCCUUCAUCAAAAAAAAGAUGAGUAGCAGCAUUGUGCGGAGGCUUAGUAUCCCAGAAUGCAUCCUGCUUGUAACCCAGAGGAUAACAAAGUACCCUGUGCUGAUUCAGAGAAUGCUGCAGCACACUAAAGAGAGCGAGGACGACUUCUAUGACCUGACGGACGCCGUGCGGCUCGUGAAGGACGUGAUCGCGGCGGUCGACAGCAAGGUGAACGAGCACGAGAAGAGGCGGCGUCUGAAGGAAUUUCACAGCCGCAUGGACAGCAAGUCCAUCAUGAUGAGGAAGAGCGGUCAGAUUUUCGCACGGGAGGACCUGCUGAGGAGGAGGCUGAUCCACGACGGAGCGCUGCAGCUCAAGAACGUCCAGGGAAGGCUAAAGGACGUCCAUAUCCUUCUCCUAUCAGACGUCAUCGUCUUCCUCCAAGAGAAAGACCAGAAAUAUGUUUUUGCCAUGCUGGAUCAGCGUUCCACCGUCAUCUCCCUCCAGAAGCUGAUUGUCAGGGAGGUCGCUAACGAGGAGCGCGGCCUCUUCCUCAUCACGGCAGGCAUAGAGAAGCCAGAGAUGAUGGAGGUCCUGGCCAGCUCGAAGGAAGAACGCAACACCUGGAUGCAGCUCAUCCAGGACGCCAUGCAGUCCAUGGAGAAGGACGAGGAUGAAGGGAUUCCCAGUGAGACGGAGGACGACAAGAGACAACUAGAGAUUAAAGCCAAAGAGAUGAGAGAUAUGUUGAAGCAGAAGGAUAAGGAGAUCAUGUCGCUGCUGGAGGAGAAGGUGCGACUCUUCAGGGGGAUGUGGGAGGGCUUGAGCCCCGGAGAAGAGGCCUGCCGUCAGGUUGAACCGUUCUUCAGGUCGGCUUCUGGCCCGGAGCCACCGAGGGGGGCUUCCAUCAUGAAAGACGCCCUGGAGGAAGUGGAGACGUUACAGACUCUGGUCAACGGCAGCCUGGGGGGAGCGAUGGCAAGUGUCCAGGAGGGAGGAGGCGCGGGCCCUGUGUGUUUGCCCCGUCGGGCUGAGACCUUCGGAGGCUUCGACAGCCACCAGAUGCACAGCAGUAAGAGUGGAGACAGAGACGAGAGUGAGGACAUGUCGGGAGAUCUGCGCAGGACGGAGUCCGACAGCGUUUUGAAGAAGGGAGGAAACGCCAACCUGCUGCUGCUGCUGAAGAGGAACAGUGAGCAGGUCCUCCACAGCGUCUCGAACCUGCAUCUGCUUCUCAGCUCCCUGCAGGCGGUGGUGGUCCAGCAGGACAGCUACAUCGACGAUCAGCGGCAGACCCUGAGCGAGCGCUCCUCGUCCUGCACGUCCUUAUCGCGGCAGUCCUCGCGCCCCAGCUCGCUGAUCGAGCAGGAGAAGCAGCGGAGUCUGGAGAAGCAGCGGCAGGAGCUGGCUUCCCUGCAGCGACAGCAGGCAGCUCACGCUGAGGAGAAGAGGAGGAGGGAGAAGGAGUGGGAUCUCAGGGAACAGCACCUCAGCGAAAGGGAGGCGCUGGUCCACGUACAGGCGGAGGAGAUACUGAAGCAGCACAAGGCGCUGGAGGAGGAGAAGCAGGAGCUGCAGAGCAAGAAGGAGGUGUACCAGAAGGAGCUGGAGAGGCUGCGAGACGCCCAGAGGAAGCUGCAGAGGGACAAGGAGGCUGUGCAGCGGCAACUGGAAAAGCUGGAGGAGCUGAGAGCGGCCGAGAGGACUCCCUCUACAACGUCUGACGAGUCCCAGUUCCCCGGCAGCUCCCAGUCUCUGGAGCUGGACCCGCUGGAGCUCUCCCCCUCCUCCUCCUCCUCCUCCCUGCCGAGGCUGCAGCCCCCGCGGUCCAAGGCCAAAGGGAAAGGCCUCAAUCCCUUUACCUCAUCAUCCACUAACCUCAAGGGCGGCGAGGCCAACAACCAGGUCUCAAAGGGCCUCCUGCAGUUAACCAAGAACAAGAGCAAAGACGGCAAGGAGAAGAAGAAGAAGAAGGGCAAAGGCGGGAGCGCACAGGCAGCAGGUAGGAAGUGGAUGGAUCUAGUGCGUGUGUCCGGCCUACAACCGUUUCAGUUUGAUUGCGUGGUUUCAAGGCUUCCCUUUGUGUUGAAAGUUGCAGUGCAUUCUGGGUAGAUAAUUUGUUUUCCAAAAAUAGGUGUUCACUUGACGUUGAAGAGCGGCAGAUCGCGGUUGUGACGGGGUCACCGGCAAGAGUUUAAUGUUUGACCCUGGAAAUGUUUUAACAGUUUCAGGUAUUUUAUUUCCUCUAAACCGACGAUGACUAAAACCUCUGAAGUCAGUAAUCAAGCAAUCAAGGGCAGCUUCACAGCUCUGAUCCUCAUGUGCUUUCAACACACUGUAAGUGACAAAAAUCUGCGGUCUUUGUUGUAAAAAAAAAAAAGAAAAACCUAUUCCAAAGAUUAUCUGGAGCCAACGUGAAACUCGGCAAGCGCGAGGUAGGGUAACAAAAGAAGGAUCUCACAAAGUUCUUCCAAUUUUAAUGCCGAACACACUCUUUGUGUUCCCUCCUCUGCAGCUCAGAACCGGAAGGAGGCAGAGGGAAUUCUGUACCAAAAAAAAAAAAAAAAGUAAAAGAAAAAAGCUUGUUAUUUUAGGAGAUACCCCUGAUUUGACAAACUCAGACCUUUGAAUCCUCACAUAAGCUUCUGGCAAAUGUUGGAAUAGAUUUUUGCACAAAACAAGGACUGUGGAUUUUAUCUUUCAUCGGGGAAAGACGUAGCACGAGGAGAGGAUCUCUGAAUGUCCAGUAUGAGUAGGAGGGAUUACUACAGCAAAAAAAUAAAAAAUAAAAAAGCUCCAUUGUGCGUACAGGCCCAUAACCACUGUUUUAAGGCAGAACUCUUUUGAGCCUUUUUGAAUGACACUGGGGGAACAGUGAGCAUGAGCAAAAAGAAUCCCCGAAGUCUUUCUCUGCAUACUGAACCCUCCCGAUGAUGUCUUAUUGGUCUCAGACGCUUAAAUGUGUUGCAAUAUUAAAUUAGUCAGAGGAGUGAAUUAUUCAGCUGUCCUACAUUUCAGAGGAGCUUAAACAGCCUCGGAGCCUGAGUUUAUAAAGCGGAGCCGCGUCGUACAGCUGUGUAUAUGUUUUGUUUUAGUGCCAUAUUUAUAAAAAAAAAAAAAAAAAAAAGGAUUUCUGAGUGUCCCUUUGUUUACACGACAGCAACGCUGCAGAAUGUGCAUUAUGAAACGCGUUUGAUGUUAAAAGCACGGAGACAUAGACGCACAAAUAACAUUAGUGGGAAUUAAGUGAUGGCGCUGAUACGAGCGGUGAGGUAACCCGCUGCACAUUGAGCUGCUCCCUGAGGCGGCUUUUGUGGUGAACUGUAAUGCUGCUCCCUACACACACACACACACACACACACACACACACACACACACACACACACACACACACACACACCUCACUGCACCCACACAAUCACAACCCCGUCCCUGACUCCUCUCUCCGCCUCCUUCCAGACCCCCAGCACCUCCCAGAGCCUCCCAUGGACGGAGAGAUCUUCUUCUGCUGAGAGAGUCGCCUCCCCUCGUCCUCCUCCUCCUCCUCUUCUUCUUCAUCGUCAUGAAUCCACGGCGCUCUCUCCCUGACACCCGGAGGAUCCCGUUUCUGCCAAGAAGAGACGCGUUCAUCUACAAACAGGCUUUGCGGCGCCUUUGACUCACCCUGAAAAGACAUUUUGUUAAUUCCGUGUAAUAACAUAGAGCAAUUUAACGUUACAUGCCAGAAGAAGCUCGACGUAAUGAAGUCAGAUACCACUGCUUUUAGGUUUUGGAGAGUAGAAUAUUUUGCGCCACGGUGCGCGUACGAGCGUCCACCCUUACGCGUGGAGCACCUACAGUAAAAAACACGGAGCGUCAGUGCAAUUUGGGGUAUUUUCUGUCCAAAAACUGUCCUACCCUUUUCCAAAGAAAUGGUUAGAGUUUCUCCAUUUUGAAGAGUUGUGCGUUCGGGGCGGCUCGGUGUCACGCUGAAAGCAUUUCACGGCGAAUCGCCUCUCGGGCUAAACCGAAAAAAUGUCCGAGGCUUCGAGCUCCACGUCUGUUACGGCCGCGUCCAGCCGCCUCUUUCCAGGAGUCCAUUUUGUCAUUAAGUCUCGCACCAGCAGGCAGUUACGUUAAUUUACAGAAACAGGGCCCUGUCUCUGUGACUUCAGCUACGUCCACACGCCAGCCAGGAGCAGAUGUAUGAAUGUCAGCGGCUCUGGAAAACAACCAAUCGUAUUAUUUGACCGUUAAUCGAAGACUGAAACGGAGGGAAGUUGACCGCUCUUAAUGAAAACUGAUCGGCGCCGUUUCGGUGCCGGGUCUCACUCCGAUAGGCUUCCGUAUAGAUCCGCAUUGAAGGAAAAUCAAAGCCUGACAUUCGUGGCCUCGCUGCCUGUAAAGCAGAUGUGAUUUCAUUCAUUAAAUUUUGUCUCCGGCUCGUAAGCAAAAAUGGAAUCGGCGCGUGGCAGGUUAAGUAAUCCUGGAUGAUGACUUUAUGCCGUCAAUCAUGUUGCUUGAUGAGGUUUUAAUUUAUUUGAAUUAUGGAUGUCUCCAUUUUGGAGUGAAACUCCUCGGAUGUGCGUGUGUAUUUUUCAGACUCUGUAAUGAAAGAACUAAGACGUAUCUCCCCGCGUCUAAUGGCUCAAUUCAUAUCCUUUAGUGUGGUCGGAGCCUUGGAUGGAUAUUAGCUUGAUCCUCACUUUAUCUGCCUGUCAAUGGGCUUUUACGCGGCCCCCAUCUUUCAUCCGAGCACAGAUGAGCAGGGCUUUCCUCCUUUUUAAUUGUACGCAACCGCAGGUAGCAUACUAAUGGCUCGAGUCUGUUAAAGAGUUCAGCUUUGUCUUUCUGCCUCUCUCACUUCUGAUAAUGGACUCCGUGGACGCACGCAACUGAUGGUUUUAGGAAAUGGAGGCUGUUCAUUUAGGGACAAUGCGGCUGGUUAGAGAAAAUGAGGAAGGACAUUAACUGAAAACAUGUUAUGUGUCCCGUGUUUAAUGACUAAACCUGCCCAGCAGGUACCGCCUGAGUCUGAUCAUUUCACAUUAAUCAACACUCAUCAGUGUUGUUAAGCACUUUGGUCCUGAAAUGUUGAUAUGCUUUUUCUAUGUUUUUUUUUUUUUUUUUCGUUUUUGUUUUGUUUCGUUUUCUUCGGUCAAUGUAAAAUAUAUCAAUCAAAGAGAUCUUUGUAUUCUGUGGAAUCUUUUAACGGAGGCCGACAAUGAUCCAAAGAGCGAUAAUGACUGUGUUCGCGAACACAAAAGCUGCUGCAGUUCCAUUAAGUUUGUGGUAAAAGUUUAAAAGGGCUGGUAGCUUUUAUGGAGUGUUUCCAAGGUGACCCGUCCUCACGCUGAAGCCUGUGUUUUAGACCCAUUAAAGCCACGUUGUUAGCCACCACACAGCUACCUGCUGGACAGGUAGGAAGGAAAAACAGAAGUAAAAAAAAAAAAAAGAGAGAAAAAAAAAAGAGAUGUUCUUCACAUGAACGACAGAGCAGCGCCACUGAACUGCUUCCUUUGCUGCCUCUUUUGUCUCAUGUUAAAGUGCUUGUUUGUGAACUCACCGUCUGUGUUGAGGAUUCGGCUUCAUGUCCAUGCCGGUUUAUUAUAGUGUGUCUUGUAAGAGGCUUAUGCGGCCUGCCAAUUAGUUGCUUCAUGUCUUUUGUUUAUGGCUUUGGUGUAAUCCUGUCAAAGAAACUGAGAGGAAUGAGCCUCUUUUCUCUCUCUAUUGCUUUAGGUGUGUUUUGACCACUAGGGAGCACUGCACCUGUAACUAAAUCAACUCCAUCCCCACCACAUCCACGUUAACAGCAGCCAGACAGUAUGAAACUUUUUUUCUUUUCUUUUUUUUUUUUUUUUUUUAUUCCCCCCGCUGUGACAAAUUGAAAUAUUUUUCUCAGCAGGUCGUUGCCGUAAAGAGAUAAUGUGAUGAGCGUCGGCUCUCACACUCUGUGACAUUUUCCCCAUGGUAUUUGUAAUUGACUGCAGAAACAAAUAAGUUGUCAGAGAUUGUAAUUCGUGGAAGCAGCCGGCAGCAGCUUUAAUGUGUGGGUGGAGGGGAAAAAAAAAAAAAAAAAAAGGUUGGAGGGAGCGACCGGGCAGAACCACGAAGCCGUCUCUGUAAGGGACAAUCAGCAGUCAGGAAAAUGAACUUCCUCCCCAGUGAUGAUAAGCCUGUCCAUGAGACGAGUGUGUCCAUCAGGCCAACCCUGCGUAGCCUUAAAUCUUAAUGAUAAAAUGCACUAGAGUAGAACGCAGCGUCUUCUCAGGAGAGAGAGGAGAGCUUUUAUACCUCUGCUUUGAAACGAAGGAAAUGUUUGUACUAUACAAAGUGGUACACAUUGUUUCACUCUCGACAAUGUAAAAAAGGGCAAAUGUAAAUAUGAUUCAUGUAUAAAACAAAUCAAAUGUAAAAAACAAACAAAAAAAAACAAAAACAAAAAAAAUGAAUUGUUUGAUUUGUGAUCUAUUUCAGCAUUUUGUAAGAAUGUUUUAUUUAUGUUUUAUUCUCACCCUCGGGGUGAAGAACAAUGUAAAGGCAUAUUUCUCUCAUAAUAAAAAAAAAAAAAAAAAAUGAG